Messenger RNA from Penicillium cinerascens, 990 nucleotides. RefSeq names its product RNP domain protein. Gene Ontology annotation, molecular function: mRNA binding. The transcript has a single exon. The record is from RefSeq and is a predicted model, not a curated record. Lineage: Eukaryota; Fungi; Ascomycota; Eurotiomycetes; Eurotiales; Aspergillaceae. The coding region runs from base 1 to 990 and encodes 329 amino acids.
AUGUCCUAUCCACCCCCUCCAGGUCUCAAACAGACGCCCUCUUUACUCCCUCCUCGCCCACCUCCGUCUACCAACUCUGCCCAGCCUGCCGGUCAUGGCGGCAAUGCGCGACAGUCCGGCUACAACGCCUUCACGGCAUUCGCGCCGCGCUCCGUAGCGUCAAGUCAGCCGCGCACAAGCAGUCCAGCGGUCUCUGCGCCACCGGUCUAUUCCGCCGGGUAUGCGACCCCUGCGACCGGCUACGGAAAUCAUCAACCUCCUCAAACCUACCAAAGUGGGCCAUCCUACUAUGGAGCCCAAUACAGUGAACAUACCCCCGGUCCGACCAUUCCACACAUCCAAAACCCCUUUGGCUCAACACCUAGUGCAGGGCGAGGACAUAACGCGCUAGACCCAGAGACCGAGGCCCAAAUUGCUCAGUGGCAAAGCGCCUAUGCCAACCCGAACGAAGAUGCGGGCAAAAGGGCCAGCAACACCGGUACAAACACGGGCGUCGGGACACCAACCGCUGCCAGCACCCCUCAACCUCACAAUGAACCACAGAAGACCGUCCACCGAGCCGGCGGUGGUCAAGCGUGGAACGACUCUACGCUUCUAGAAUGGGACCCGGCCCAUUUCCGACUUUUCGUGGGCAAUCUUGCGGGCGAAGUGACUGACGACUCGCUACUGAAAGCGUUCGCGCGCUACACCUCCGUACAAAAGGCUCGCGUCAUCCGCGAGAAGCGUACACAGAAGAGCAAGGGAUACGGGUUUGUCAGUUUUAGCGACGGCGAUGAUUACUUUGCCGCCGCGCGAGAAAUGCAAGGCAAGUACAUCGGUUCCCACCCGAUUUUACUGCGGAGAGCUACCACCGAGGUAAAACCGGCGUCGAACAACAAGAACCAAAAGAAGAACGGGGGUAGUGGUCGAGGUCAGUCCGGAGGCAAAGUCAAGCAGGAUGGCGUGAAGAAGUCUGGUAAGACCAAGGGAGGCCUCAAGAUUCUAGGUUAA